GCUGAUUGGCAGUGAUUGGCACUACAGUUGUGCAGUAUCAUAUGGCUCGAGCAGCUCUUCCAGUUCUUUGGGCGACUCGUGUUCUUUGGUUUCGCAUCGACGCGUGUGAUGGGUGGGCGCUAGCAGGUCUUGGACACUGCGGCGAAGCAAGCUCCGACGAGUCCAUCGACUUGCCACGAUGCUUGCAGCGCUGUGAGGUGCUUGGUGAAAGAUGUUUAUACGUGUCAUUUCUGGAUGACGCGCUGAUUCGAGAGGGAAGUCCGAACGACAGACGUUUUUUCUGCAAGCUCUUUUUGACAUGCCCUUUUCUUCGAUCGGGACCUUUCCCCGGAGCUGUGACUUUUCGGACAAAUUCAAGGCCGGAAGGGGUGGUGGAACUCCCGGUUUUUCCAGAGGGCUUGGUGACGAUCUCGUCUAUGGCGCGGAAGCAGCUUUGCAUGGCAGAUGGCAUUUCAUGGGUGUAUUUAGGAAAGGCGAAUCGCCAUGAAAACACCCCAGAGGCGUUCGAGAGCGAGCUUCCGUUUGAGUGUGGACUGUUCGAAGUGAGCUUUGUCUCAGGGCCGACUGUGGAAGGGGCUGAAGGGGAAACGGCUGGUGCAGCUGGUGCUGGCCCUCUUGGUCUCUUGAAUUCUGUGGCCGCGGUGACGGUGCGCAUCCGCAUCAUCCGCCCUGCCGGCCGGAAAGAACUCCUCUGUGUGCAAUCGGAGCAUGACCGUGUUGCUUUGACGCUGGGUGAUGGCGACGCGUGCGAAUGGGAUCUGGUGAGAGCUGGUGAAAAUCAAGGCCUUGUGAAGAGCAAACCCUGUGUUUGGCUUCGCUCGAUGGGGAAAUACUUGGCUGCAGAUGGCAGUGGCCACUUGGUGAUGCUUCGCGCCGGGGCCUGGCAGCUCGUUGGUGAGUCGUCACACGAUACGUCGGACGAGUCGUCGGACGCUGGGUGUUGGGCCUUCGGGCACCAACGAGAGGUUUUCUCGUCUUCGGUCUGGAGACGGGAGGACUAUUAUGUGACGAAACGGACGAUGGUGCAAACGGCACCAAAACACAGCUUCAACUCUUCUCGCUUUCACUCUCUCUCUCACCUUCCACAUGUGUGGCUGAUGGCUUCAAAAAGCUAUGAAGCUCCUUUGACUCGUCUUCUUGGUAGCUUUCAACGUGCCGGAGAGGCUCUCUGGGUCUCUGUCGUUUGGGUGUCAGACUUCAAAGAUACCAAACAGCAGGGCUUCAGGCUCACAGGCUUUGGAAGACUUGCUGAAAAGGUAUUUGCUUUCAAUUAUCUCAAAUUGCUAUUCCUUUUUGCAGCUUAUUUGGACUCAGUGACUGACUCCUUGGAGACUGCUUCAACGAGCAUGCAGAUUGUCAUGGACCUUGACGUGCAAGUGCAGCGUGGAUGGAGGGAAACAUUGCAGAAAUGUGUGGAGAACUGGUCGAACGCUGAGAUUUGUUUCUUACAGCAGGCUGCCUUUGGGGACAAGCGUUGGCAACAAGCCAACAGCGGUGUUUUGGUCUUCCGCGGUGGGGCGAACGCGGGCGGGGUCGGUGCAUUGUUUCAUGCCCUGGCUGCGCGACUCGUUGGACAAGAGAUCUUGGUGCGUUUGUUGCCCAAUCGUGACGUCAUGGCCUUCGAACAACUGCUCUUGAACUAUAUCCUCAACGAAGUCCGAUCAGGUCCUGGUUGGAAAAAGAACAUCUUACGCUGGGGAAUCUACAAUCCAUUAGUGGCAUACUCUGGAAUGUUUUUGACAUCUGCAGUGCUUACAGAUACGGUGCACCAUGCAACUGCUUCGAAUGCCGAUCUUCAAAGCAAGCUGCGACUUAUGGAUGCAGCACAGCUCUUUAUCUCGGAUCUUCGUGAGUUCUGCCCAUCGAUAGAUCCCAAUGGAGGCCUUCUGAAGGAAGAAGGGCCCUUGCCCGAAUUUUGCUACUAUUACAUUGGGAUAGAUCCUCACUUUGGGCCCUUGCUUGACCAUUCCCGGGUGCAUGAGGGCUUCAGCGAAGAGGACAACCUUAUUGUGCUUGACCAUCUUCAACGGAGGCCCAAAGAGAUGCGACAUGAAAAACAGUGAUUCUCAUUUGUGAUUCUGAGUAGCGCAAAAGGCCAUUUGGUUGGCUGCAAGUAGACUUUGCACAUCAAACAAACGCAGUCUUUGCAUUUCUUCUCUCCGGUCUCGGUGCGAUCGACCCGGUGGUUCGGCGGCAUGGUGUCCGACUUUGCCUGUGACGUUUCCGGUGGGGGAAAGUUUAGUCCAAAACAACUGUGACGUUUCCGUCUUAGAUCAUUCCAAGAGGUGUUGGGAGUUUCAGGCGAACCGCCGCACCCACCCCGGAUUACCCCAGCUAUCUACUGACCAAAAUUCGCUGCGGCUUGCAGCAAGUAAGAGGACCUUAUCACCCAUUUGGCCUUGCCUAGUACACCUUGGAGAACAUAAUGUGUUUUAGCCUUGCCGCUUUGCUUAAACGGGAAUCACACGAACACCUUGGGUGAAUCACAAGCUCCAUGUUGCCUUCCAUCCAAUGCUUCCUUUUGGACCCAUACCUUUCGCUUUCUUCAUGGGCUCAUAGUUUUCUUCAACCUACUAGCGAUGGCCUCCCACCUGUUUUCUUCAUACUCCCGCUAGCAUGUCUUUGUUUCGGAAUCGUAUGGCUUGGUUUCCAGUUUGGCGUUCAGGGGCCGAGGACGGGCUUGGAUCCAGCUGGUGAUUUCUUUCAAUGAGGGUGGCUACAAGCACUGGAAAGCGAGACGCCGGAACUCAUCCAUCGCCAUGGGCGACGUUCUGUGGAACCCUUCGUUUUGAGGCGUGAGAUUUGGCACCCUUCGUUUUCUGAAAAACGACGUUUGCAACUCAGAGCGAAGUGAGGACUUGAACAUCUUCGAACGAUGGAACUCGAUUCUCAAAUUCUGAGCGGUUCGUGGUCGAUUUCUCGGGGGCGACGCGUGGCACGAAGUGUAAUCUACGUCGACGAGAGGAGACACGUACCUCGGUGACGAGAGCUCUUUACCUCGACGUUUCGGGAUGUUUGCGCCCAAAAGAAGAGAGAAAAACCAGGGCGAAAGGACAAGAGAAAAAGAAGAGGG
Molecule: messenger RNA, 3073 nt
Organism: Durusdinium trenchii
Lineage: Eukaryota; Dinophyceae; Suessiales; Symbiodiniaceae
Source: the annotation of a GenBank genome assembly